Molecule: messenger RNA, 789 nt
Organism: Radiomyces spectabilis
Lineage: Eukaryota; Fungi; Mucoromycota; Mucoromycetes; Mucorales; Radiomycetaceae
Product: Gar1/Naf1 RNA binding region-domain-containing protein
Exons: 3
Coding region: 50-550 (166 amino acids)
Biological process (GO): ribosome biogenesis; snoRNA guided rRNA pseudouridine synthesis
Cellular component (GO): box H/ACA snoRNP complex
Molecular function (GO): box H/ACA snoRNA binding
Source: RefSeq, a predicted model, not a curated record
UCGUGGCGGUUUCAAUGCCCCUCAAGGUCCUCCCGCUGAAGUUGUUCCUAUGGGAACCUUCAUGCAAGCCUGCGAAGGCGAGAUGGUCUGCAAAUCUAUCAAUCCCAAGAUUCCGUACUUCAACGCACCCAUUUUCUUAGAAAAUAAGUCACAGAUCGGUAAAGUGGACGAGAUUCUCGGUCCCUUGAACGAAGUUUUCUUCACCGUCAAGAUGCAAGAAGGCAUGGUCGCGACAUCUUUCAAGGUCGACGACAAAGUUUACAUCGGCACUGAUAAGCUUCUUCCCAUUGAACGUUUCUUACCCAAGCCCAAGGUGGCCGGCAAAGCUUCCAAGCGCACCGGUCUUCAAGGGCAAGUUGAAAAGCGUGGUGGUGGCCGUGGCGGUUUUGGUGGCCGUGGCGGUGCACGAGGCGGUCGUGGCGGUCGUGGCGGCUUUGGUGGCCGUGGUGGAGGUCGCGGUGCUCCUCGUGGUGGCCGUGGCGGUUUCGGUGGUGGCCGUGGCGACUUUGGUGGCCGUGGUGGAGGACGUGGCGGUCGUGGACGCUUCUAAAUUACCAUGUAUCAACCCUGAACGAUUCAAACCUCGAUAUAGAAAAACCAUUCCUCCAAAAAACCAAAAAAAUAAUAAUUGUCAUUCUUUUGCAAUCAGUUACAAUUCGCAUGUAAAUAAAAAUGUGGUAAAAGAAAUUGAUCCACCAACAACCCAUCGUCGACAUGAAAUGCCAAACUGUGAACUCUGUGGAGCAACGCUUGACGUUGCAUGUCAAAUUUUGUCACCAUCAAUUUGAA